AUGGAAGCUCUGUUGGAUCUCCCACCGUUGGAUCUGGUGCUCCGCGGUAAAGCGAGACUAGUCGCUCAUCGACUGUGGAGUCAGGGCAGCUGGGCUUUCUUGAAUCCUGUCAAGGGGCAUACUGCCAUCUUAGUCGAAUUGCAAAGGGAGGACCCCGUCCUUCUAAGCAGGGGUGAUCGUAUUACCCCUAAAUAUCGCUUCAACCGCAAGUUUAUUGUGGAGUAUCCAACGAGGGAGGAGUGGGACGCCGGUAGCCGGGGACUCUCCGGAGUGAGCGGGCAGGUCUGGUACACGGACGGCUCGGUCACCGAAGAGGGCCCAGGUGCUGGGGUCUCUGGGCCUAGAACUAGGCUAUCUCUGCCUCUCGGUGGAUACACAACUAUUUUCCAGGCGGAAGCUUUGCGAUUCUGGCUUGUGUAUCACAUUCUGGAGGAGGGUGGGCCUAGGAGAAGAAUAAUAAUCUUAUCCGACAGCCAGGCUGCAAUGAAAGCACUAAGUGCCUGUAAGAUUACUUCGAGUCUUGUAUUGCAAUGCAGGAAGGCUCUGGAUUGCCUCGCAGCGAGGCAUCCGGUAUCGUUAAUAUGGGUACCGGGGCACGCUGGGAUAAGGGGCAAUGAGACGGCGGACACUCUGGCGAAGACAGGAUCAGCCAGCAAGCUCGUUGGUCCUGAGCCAGCUCUAGGAGUGACCGCGCAUAAAGCUAGGAGAAAAAUGGAGACGUGGGUUGCAAGACAACACUCUCAGAAAUGGAGAAGUAUCACCAGAAAUCUCCGCCAGGCACGGGAACUCAUUGAAGGGCCCAGUGCUAAGGAUGAACGUUUCUGCCUAUCUCUGGAUAGAGCCAACCUAAGGUUGCUGGUGGGACUGUUGUCUGGCCAUAACACGUUAAGGCGUCACCUGCACGUGAUGGGGGUGGCUGAGGAUCCCUUGUGUGAACGCUGCGGGGUAGAGGAAGAGACCUCGGCGCUCGUUUUGUGUCGCUGUGAAGCUCUGAACUAUACUGGGGUCAAUUACUUUGGACCCUCAGGACGUCAAGGAGCUUGGACUCAAGGCAAUUCUCAACUUAGCUAAAAGGGCGAGGCUUGUGAUCUAAGGAUUGUAGAGGUGCAUAAGGGCCCGCUUAAGCGGCCUAUGCACUGGGUCCUUAUGGUGGCCGGAAUGCCUCUAAUUUCAAGAUUCAUUCAUUAGGGAUAAGAAGUACUUUUCUCCGCAUGACCUUACUCUAUACAAGGCCUAGCCUCAAGUAUUGAUCACACGUUUGGGGUGUUGUCGCCCCGACUACAUUAUUUAUGCUCCAUGCUGUCCAGAGGAGGGCUGUCCGACUAAUCGAUGAUUCUUCUCUAACAGACAGGCUCGGGACCCUUUCGCACUGACGGGCCGUCGGCGAUCUAGCUCUGUUCUACCGCUAUAACAACGGGCUUUGCUACUCAGAGCUCUCUUCCAUGAUGUCGCCGCGCGAUGUGCCUGCCAGGCAGACCCGGCUGACUUUGGCCUCCCAUCUUAACCGUGUCGAGCUUCGUACAUCCAGAACUGGCCGAUACGACCGCUCCUUGUGUCGAGAUUGUGGAACAAUCUUCAAGAGGAAGCUUUUCCCAGUUAUAUUAACCUAUGGCAUAUCAAAAAUCGGAUUAACAAAAUUUCUUUGGGAUCAUCAUAGCAGCCGCGGUGCGCGGGCAUUUAGGCUUUGCCUGCGCGGCUGCUUCGGUAUAAAAAAAAAUAUAUCUUGUAUAGUUUUCGAGAUCAUUCUACUAAUUGUUUAUAACAUAUUUUAAGUGCCGCUAACGUUCGCUUGACAUUAUUUAUCAGUGUCAAGUAUAGUGGUAUACAGGUCCAUUAAACCAAGAGGCGUCGUAGUGUACCAAACAGGAGUAACGAUUGCAAAACCGCACGUCGGAGGUUCGAAUCCACAAAGCUCCCAUCUUUACUCUUAAUUUUAAAUCUGGUGAAAUAAAUGGUUUUUCACAUUACGUCUACUUUUAUUGUGAGCAAACAGCUUUUCGCACGCCAUAGGCAAUGUAGGUUUGCAAACAGGAAAACAGAGGUAUACAUAUGAUUCUUUGAAUUUUUUUAUAUUACUUUAUAAAAUUCCAAAAACACUAUAUCGGAUCAUAUCAGAUAGUUUUUGAAAACACAUAUCUUAAGUGUGUAAAUUAUUUAUUAACCAACAAUAAUGAAAGACAGAAAUUUUUUUGUGAUAAUACGCCCAACUUUUCGGUAUGAGGUAAAAUUAGGUACCUAUUGGAGCCGCAAAAAAAUGCUUAUAAAAUUAAGUGGGCUAACUCACAAUUUUUAUAUUUAUCAAGUUACUGUUGAGCGUAGAUUCUCAUUUCAUCAACAGAGUAGGCAUUUUUUUCAUAGUUUGUAUUAAGCAUAAGGAAAGGUAAUCUCCAUUUUCAAAGCAAUGCCAUUUCAGUAAUAUUUUGUUAGGCUUCAACAGUUGGAAUGAAAUACUUUAAAUAAAUUAUUAGGAUCAAUUUUUUUAAUACGAAAUCAUGCUUAUAUAGUGUCUCAAUGUGUAUACGGAAAGUAGUUAUUUUAACAAAAGAAAUGCUAGCGCCGUUCAACAUCAUCUAGCUGUCGUUUGAAAAAAGCGUAGAGUCUAUCUAAAAUAGCAUCAUCCUCAUUGCGGAAAAAGUAACAUUACUUUUAAAAGAAAAAGGUUGUUCGGGCAAUUUGAUUUGCCCAAAAACCCACCGCCUUACGUGACCGCUAAAUCAACGAUUAUUCCAGUUUACUCAAAAACUUGUAAUUCAAAUUCCUUUUAACGAUUCUUUGUGGAUACUAAGUCAUAUAUAUGGAAUAGACGAUAUUACUACCGUCCUUCAAGCUGCGCACCUAAUAUUAUUCAGAAGCCUCAAAAAAAAGGGUAAUACAACAAAUGCGAAACAAAGGACAUGCGAGCCAUGCCUCUUAAGUGGCCAAUGGAUGGAAGCAAAGCUCAUGUAUUUAUCAUAAUAUGUGGUUUCAUUCAUUGGCCACUUUAGAGAAAUGGCUCAGAUAGACCACUAUGUGAUAUAGUAGAAAAUCAUAAUUGGGUAAUGUGGCAUCUGACACUUUCCUGUGGCUUUCACGUCGAUAACCCCUAUGCUUGUCGAGCCAAAUCGUAUGUAUUUUAGAUUCUUUAAUGUAUACCAUAACGAGGGUAACGUAUUUGGUGCAUUAAGACCCGAUUUACCAAGCUGGGUCACAAAUUCAACCCAUGAGAAGGAUUUUUUGAACUAGAUUUAAUGAAUGGUCGAUUUCUUGUAAAAUGUCUCUGAAACACGUCAUAAAUCACUUGGUUUAGCUACAAAAAGUUUUUUUUUAGUGUGCGUCCCUAUACUAAAUUAGCGACCAUGAUCAUAUAAUGCACCAAUGAAAAAUAACCAUCCGCGUCAUACUCGAAGCAUGGACACAUUUCUGUUACAAUAUCUAAAUUGAUCUGUCAGCAAUUGCAUUUUAUUGAAAAUAACAGUGUCUCCCUAUUGUUGUACAAGAUUCUGCUUAAUAAAUUCUUUGAAGACAUGAAUAAAAUUACAGAAUGCUUAUUCUUUAAGUUUACAAGCUUUAAUUUGUCUAUGGCAUGCGAAAAGCUGUUUGAUCACAAUAAAAGUACAUGUAAUGUGAGAAAGCAUUUAUUUCAUCAAAUUUAAAAUCAAUAGAAAAAAGGGAGCUUUGCGGAUAUAAACCUCCGUCCUGCGGUUUUAAAAUCGUUACUUAUUUCUACUACACUACGAUGCCUCUUAGUUUAAUGGAUCUUUUCACCACUAUUCUUGACACUGACGAAUGUUAACCGGACGUUGGAGCUACUUAAAACAAUUAGUAGACUGAUCUCGAAAACUAUACAAGAUAUAAUGUUGAAACUUUAAAUAAUGUAUUAUUGACUAAUAUCGAGCAUUUUGCCUAAUUUUCUAGUCUGUCAGUUCUUGCUUGAUAUUUGUCUACUGAUUUUUAGAGCUUAGUUUCCAACAUUUUGAUCUAGCAGUCGUUUUAAUCGUACGAGAUUUCGAAAACAAACGUAUACGAUAUUAGUACUUUUAGAAAAAGGUCCAGGGAAUUAUAUUUCUUCUUAAAGAAACUGGAUUACGUGAUCUAUUUAUUUGACGAAGUCAUGCAGUCAACAAUAAUGUAGCCAUUUAGCACAUGCUACAUACUAACUAGGCUAAAACAGUUUGAAACAUAAUUGUGUCUUCAGUUUGUGUGCUAACUUAAUAAACAGUUCAGUGAAUUUCAGUAUGAAAUAUUUUUUUUGUAAACUUCAAGGCUCAUCUAUUAGACAUGAGAGUAUGAAGAAAUCUUGAAAAAAGAUUUUUUGUUCGCAACAAAAGGUGAUAAAUACAUCCGCUUUAUUUUAAAAUGUGUAUAGUAACGUAUGUACAAAUACAAAAUAUUUGAAUUUGUUGAAAAAACCGUAACCAUUUGUUUUUCGCAUAAAAAUAACAUUUAUCUUUCUGAAUGGUUUGUGAUUAAUAUCGGCAAGGUAAACUCGUGUAUUUUGCUAUAAAAUGUCCUUUAAAUGAACCCUGUAUAUUGCUCAUUAAACUAGAUGGCCGGAAAACAGGUGUUUUGGGAUAAGCAAUUAGAAAUUCUCAAAAACUACUUGACCAAUCUACUCAAAUUUAGUUGUGGUUAUUUAGAAGUAUGAAGCCGACGGAUUUGAAGAAUAUGAAGUAUCUACGUGAAAUUGUAGUCGCAUUACCAUCAAGUGCCAAAACCUGUAUUUUGACUAAGUUUUCGGCCAUAACUUUUUUGCUAUUAGUCGAAUCUUUUUAAGUGUAGUCUCAUUUUGUAGGUCUCGUAAAUGCUUAAAAAUCUUGUUUGAAGUUUUUUCGUUCCUGCCAAUACUUUUGAUUGAAUCCAAAAAACGUUUUCUCAUUCUUUGUUGAUGAAUAAAAAGUUUUCACACAAAAA
Molecule: messenger RNA, 4890 nt
Organism: Acanthoscelides obtectus
Lineage: Eukaryota; Metazoa; Arthropoda; Insecta; Coleoptera; Chrysomelidae
Source: the annotation of a GenBank genome assembly